This is a messenger RNA of Passer domesticus (house sparrow), 2874 nucleotides long. Its product is annotated as RNA polymerase II-associated factor 1 homolog. The record is from RefSeq and is a predicted model, not a curated record. Lineage: Eukaryota; Metazoa; Chordata; Aves; Passeriformes; Passeridae. Gene Ontology annotation, biological process: transcription elongation by RNA polymerase II. Gene Ontology annotation, cellular component: Cdc73/Paf1 complex. Gene Ontology annotation, molecular function: RNA polymerase II complex binding; chromatin binding.
AUGGCCCCAGACCCCCCGAAAUUCCAGGGAGCCCCCUGGAUGGACACGCCCCCUGUGGCAAACCCCGCCCUUUCUCGGUGGCAAGUCCCGCCCCAUCCCGGCGGCAAGCCCCGCCCACCCACAGGCUCCCCUCAGAAGCCCCGCCCACCUGCAGGCUCCCCUCAGAAGCCCCGCCCACCCACCGGCUCCCUCAGAAGCCCCGCCCAACCUGCCGGCUCCCCUCAGAAGCCCCGCCCACCUGCCGGCUCCCCUCAGAAGCCCGCCCACCUGCCGGCUCCCCUCAGAAGCCCCGCCCACCUGCCGGCUCCCUCAGAAGCCCCGCCCACCCGCAGGCUCCCUCAGAAGCCCCGCCCACCCGCCGGCUCCCCUCAGAAGCCCGCCUCCUGCAGGCUCCCCUCAGAAGCCCCGCCCACCCGCAGGCUCCCUCAGAAGCCCCGCCCACCUGCAGGCUCCCCUCAGAAGCCCCGCCCACCUGCAGGCUCCCCUCAGAAGCCCCGCCCACCUGCAGGCUCUCCUUCAGCUGCGGCAGCAGCAGCCGGAAGCGCUGCACGGGGUCGAAGUCCUGCGCCUGCGCCGCCGCCGCCUGCGCGGGCAGCGCGGGGGCCCUGCGCGGCCCCCGGGGGCGGCCCCGGCCCCGCUCCGGGCCCCGCCGCCGCUCCGGGCCCCGCCGCGGGCGCUGAGGGCGGCCCCGGGCCCGGCCCGGCCGGAGGCGGCGGCGGCGCCGCCAUCAUCCGCGCGCGGCUUCCGGCGCGCGGCGGAAGUGACGCCGAGGCCGGGGCGCCGCGCAGGCGCGGCGGCGCGCGGCCAAGAUGGCGCCCCACCAUCCAGACGCAGGCGCAGCGCGAUGAGCCGGGCCACCGGCCGAGCUCGCACCGGACCCUCCCCGAGAGGUCCGGGGUCGUGUGCCGGGUCAAGUUCUGCAACAGCCUGCCCGACAUCCCCUUCGACCCCAAGUUCAUCACCUACCCCUUCGACCAGAGCCGGUUCGUGCAGUACAAGGCCACGUCCCUGGAGAAGCAGCACAAGCACGACCUGCUGACAGAGCCUGACCUGGGGGUCACCAUCGACCUCAUCAACCCCGACACGUACAGGAUAGACCCCGGGGUGCUGCUGGACCCCGCGGACGAGAAGCUGCUGGAGGAGGAGAUCCAGGCGCCCACCAGCUCCAAGAGGUCGCAGCAGCACGCCAAGGUGGUGCCCUGGAUGCGCAAGACCGAGUACAUCUCCACCGAGUUCAACCGCUACGGGGUCAGCAACGAGAAACCGAGGAUCGGCGUGUCGGUGAAGCAGCAGUUCACCGAGGAGGAGAUCUACAAGGACAGGGACAGCCAGAUCGCCGCCAUCGAGAAAACCUUCGAGGACGCCCAGAAACCCAUCUCCCAGCACUACAGCAAGCCCCGGGUGACCCCCCUGGAGGUGAUGCCCGUCUUCCCCGACUUCAAGAUGUGGAUCAACCCCUGUGCCCAAGUGAUUUUCGACUCCGACCCGGCCCCCAAGGACACCUCGGGGGCGGCGGCGCUGGAGAUGAUGUCCCAGGCCAUGAUCAGGGGGAUGAUGGACGAGGAGGGGAACCAGUUCGUGGCCUAUUUCCUGCCCGUGGAGGAGACGCUGCGCAAGCGCAAGCGGGACCAGGAGGAGGACGUGGACUACGCCCCCGAGGACGUGUACGACUACAAGAUCGCCCGGGAGUACAACUGGAACGUGAAGAACAAGGCCAGCAAGGGCUACGAGGAGAAUUACUUCUUCAUCUUCCGCGAGGGCGACGGCGUCUACUACAACGAGCUGGAGACGCGGGUGCGGCUGAGCAAGCGCCGGGCGCGGGCCGGGGCCCACUCGGGCACCAACGCCGUGCUGGUGGUGAAGCACCGCGACAUGAACGAGAAGGAGCUCGAGGCCCAGGAGGCGCGGCGGGCGCAGCUGGAGAACCACGAGCCCGAGGAGGAGGAGGAGGAGGAGAUGGAGGCCGAGAAGGAAGCGGCGGCCUCGGACGAGGAGCGGCCGAAGGGCAGCGAGAGCGAGGAGGAGGAGGAGGAGGACGAAGGCUCCGGCUCGGGCUCGAGCGCGGGGGGCGGCUCCGGGCGCAGCGAGGAUGAGGAGGAGGAGGAGGAGGAGGAGGCCGAAGGCUCCCGGGGGGGCCGCCGGGGGGGCAGCGACGCCGCCCGGGCCGCGCGGGACCAGGAGGAGAUCUUCGGCAGCGACAACGACGAGGAAGAGGAGGAGGAGGAGGAGGAGGAGGAAGAGGAAGGCAGCGAGGGGGGGCGGCGCGGCGCCCCAGCCCCCCAGCUCAGCCCCAGCGAGGAGGAGGAAGAGGAGGAGGAGGAGGAAGAGGAGGAAGAGGAGGAGGAGGAGGAGGAGAGAGCGCCAGCGAUGGCUCCGAGUCCUCCAGCGAGUGAGGAGGGGGGGAACCCAAACCCCCUCUCAAAUUACCCAAAAUUCCCCCCAAAAACCCCACAAAUUCCUCAAAUUCCCAAAAAUCCCCCCAAAUUCCCCAAAAUUGCCGCCAAAAAUCCCCACAAAUCCUCCCCAAAAUUUCAAAUCCCCAAAAAAUCCCCUCAAAUUCUCCCAAAAUCCCCCUCGAAUUCCCCCAAACCCUCCGAAUUCCCCCCAAAUUCCACAAAAUCCCCCAGAUCCCCAUCCCCAGCCCCGUUUUGGGGCAGAAAGCGGCAGCUCGGGGCGGUUUUUGUCUUUAAUAAGGUCAAUGGUUUCCAGCCAUGUCAUAACAAAAGGAUCAUAAUAAAAGUAUCUAAAAUAACGAUUUUUUUGUCUUUUUCUAUUCCGGGGGGGCUACAAAGGGGGGGGGUGGGGGAGGGGCUGUACCGAGGGGGGGGGCGGGGAACCCCCACCCCGGGGGGGGAGGGGCGGUGUUGUACCUAA